Messenger RNA from Nematostella vectensis (starlet sea anemone), 1513 nucleotides. Its product is annotated as potassium channel subfamily K member 15. Gene Ontology annotation, cellular component: membrane. Gene Ontology annotation, biological process: stabilization of membrane potential; potassium ion transmembrane transport. The transcript is spliced from 2 exons. Gene Ontology annotation, molecular function: potassium ion leak channel activity. The record is from RefSeq and is a predicted model, not a curated record. Bases 66 to 962 code for a protein of 298 amino acids. NCBI's taxonomy places the organism in Eukaryota, Metazoa, Cnidaria, Anthozoa, Actiniaria, Edwardsiidae.
GUAGUAGUAGGCUUUUAAAGUAGCUAGGACUUGUCAAAUAUAACUCAGGACUUUUCGAUCUAGCAAUGAGACAGGAAACCAAGGUUUUCCUGAUAAGAAUAGCUCUUUUUCUUUGUUAUCUGUGGAUUGGUGCAGCGAUAUUCAUGGCUCUCGAGAGCCACAAAAAUGGCGGGAAAACUACCGAUGCAAAAGAAAUUCUGCGUUUUCUUCAAAUAAACGCAACCCAGCAAUUCAAGAUGAAAGAGGAAGACUUUCUCGCUAUGUUAUCUAACAUAUCUAGUGCAAUGUCAGCAACACAAGCCAACAAUUGGAGCAUAUUUCAAGGAGUUGCAUUUGCUACACAUUUACUGACUACUAUUGGUUAUGGGAGCUUGACGCCAAAGACUCCAGGUGGUCAACUCUUCACCAUCUUCUACGCGUUAGUUGGAAUCCCUUUGACUCUGUUAACGCUAAAAGCCAUGGGCAACCACUAUAACCACUACAUCAAGAAACUCAUCAUACUGAUCGAGACGAGAUGCCUCAAGCGAACGGAAGUGAAAGGUCUUGAAGGAAAGGUCUGCUUGGGCGACAUAACCGUCGCUAUUCUUUACCUCUUUAUUGCCUCUAUUUUAUCAUGCACUACCCAAAAUUGGACUUUCCUCCAAUCAGUGUACGCUUGGUUUAUAACCUUGACAACGGUCGGUUUCGGGGAUCUUAUUCCUGCUACUUCGACUGAAACCUUGAAUCUGUUACUCGGGUUAUGUUUCAUGUCGGCUUUACUGGAUGCCGUGGCCACGUAUGGCGAAAAGUCAGAUCUGCGUUCUCUUCAGUGUCGCGGGUUUUGUUGCUGCCAACGCGGGACGGUCCCGCGGGACAAGAAGGAUUUCGAGGCGUCGCAAGACGAGUUGAGUGGGUAUUGGGAACGAGGGAAACACGUGGCUUCUCAGACAGAUGACGCUGUCUCGAUAGACUCUAGAUUGUAGACUUUAGCACAACCCUUCUCAUGUGGGACAUAGAAAUUAUCUUGAACACACCCUAUAUAAACACCCUAUAUCUCCUUUGCCGAUUGGCCUUUUUUUACAGCAACUAAGCUAAGGCGCUCAUUGUUUAAUAAGUGGUCCGUACAUAUGAAGAAAACGUUGUCGUUUUGGGGGUCUGGUACCGAGAAAACUUAGUUUCUUUCCAGGGACCUUCUCAACUAACUAAAGAUGGUCACAGUAACUGUUUUUCUCUUCUGGUUAAAAGUCAUAAAGUUUACGAAGCCCCUGGGGUACGCUCACCUUAAACAUUAUGGAAGUGACCGCGUUUGCCAAAAACGGGCUCAAUUUUCUUGAUAUGUAUCCCACACUGAAUGAACAAAAAAGAUGAUAAAUUGCUAGAUGUAUUCCAACAGAAGUGUUUGAGAAGGAUAUUGAAAAUUAGUUGGGAAGACCAUGUAACGAAUGAAGAGGUACAGAGUAGAACUGGAGUACAUCAAUUGAGCAGUGAAGUGAAGAGACGGCGAUGGAAAAUGAUCGGACACGUGUUGAGACAA